Messenger RNA from Diaporthe citri, 2610 nucleotides. RefSeq lists its product as uncharacterized. The record is from RefSeq and is a predicted model, not a curated record. Gene Ontology annotation, biological process: meiotic cell cycle; microtubule nucleation; spindle assembly. NCBI's taxonomy places the organism in Eukaryota, Fungi, Ascomycota, Sordariomycetes, Diaporthales, Diaporthaceae. The transcript is spliced from 3 exons. Gene Ontology annotation, cellular component: gamma-tubulin small complex; equatorial microtubule organizing center; mitotic spindle pole body. Gene Ontology annotation, molecular function: microtubule minus-end binding; gamma-tubulin binding. The coding region runs from base 1 to 2610 and encodes 869 amino acids.
AUGCCCCGGAUAAACACCCGCGACAGCACCACGAGGACUUCGUUUGAGUCCAGGUCGCAAAAGGCAGGCACAGAUUCUCCAGGGUCCGGACCGGAGCGACCGCCGCACAAGAGGACGCUGUCGGGAAAUCCACGGGUGAACAGCAUGCGGUCCAACGAGGAGAGAGAGCGGCGCACCGAGAAGCACACCGUGACGACGCGCGAAACCUUGACGUCCAGGACAAGGAGCCCUGACCGGAGGCAUGGGCCGUCUAUGUCGACUGCCCCAUGGGAACCGGAAGCGACUCUUGUACCGCUCACUUCUGCACCCUUGGCCUCUCGAAUAUCAAUACCACCGCUAGCGCUGCACGCGCCUGCUUCAGUACAACCGAAAUCGCUGCCGGAACUCUCGUUAGAGGCACAAGAGGCUGCCAUACUGGAGGAUCUGUUGUUCGUGUUCAUGGGCUACGAGGGGCAAUACAUUCGUUUCGCGAAAGGCUACGACCCCCACGAGGAGAGGGACCGGCUCGCUGGCCCGACGCACCGCAUUCUGGCCGGCCUGGACCCGAGCUUGCAGGACCUUACAAUGUCCAUGUUGAAGAUGGCGACGUACUAUACUGCUCUGGAGACAUUCAUCGACGUACAGAGCCGGGAAGAGUUCGGAUCUGUGAAUCAUGCGCUGUGUGCCUCGAUCCGGAAAUUCUUGCAGGACUACCUCGUCCUCAUUGCGCAGUUGGAGACGCAGUUCCUCACAAGCGACGCCUUCACAUUGCACGUUCUUAAUAUCCACAUCCUGCCGACCAGCCAUAUGAUGUUCCAACUCUACUCCCUGGCGCAUGAGCUCCUGAAGAGGAAUGCGCUGUUGGACGAGGAAACGGACGAGUCUAGUGAUAGUGCGGACGAUUUCGACCAGAUCCUGGAGCAGCUAAGGGAUGGCGGAGACCUCAUGCCAGGGAACAUGACGGGCAAGAAAAUAUGCAAAGGAGGCGUGGUGCUUGGCCUCAUCACCAAGAGAUUAGAAACCAUGUCUGGAGACCCAGCCGCCAGGGCACUCCUUACAAAUCUGCUCAGAGAUUCAAGCAAGCCGUACAUGGUCAUGCUGAAUGAGUGGCUCCAUCAUGGCAGUAUCAACGACCCGCAUGGCGAAUUCCUGAUCAAGGAGCAGAAAAGCCUGCGCCGGGAGAGGCUAGAACAAGACUACACGGACGAGUACUGGGAGAGACGUUACACAAUCAGAGAAAAGGAGAUCCCACCGCAGCUGGAGGCCGUCAAGGAGAAGGUGCUCCUCGCUGGCAAGUAUCUCAACGUUGUCCGGGAAUGUGGAGGUGUGGACGUCAGCAGCGACGUAAAGGACAAGCCAAAAUCCUUUGACGACAACCGAUUUCUGGAGAACGUCAACAAUGCAUAUUCGCACGCGAACGAGUCUUUGAUGCAACUGUUGCUGACGACCCACGCCCUGCCGGAUCGUCUGCGGUCCCUGAAGCACUACUUCUUCCUCGACCCAUCGGACUACUUCACUUACUUCUUGGAACUUAGCGUCUCGGAACUUCGAAAACCGACACAGGUUGUCAACAUCGCCAAGCUGCAGUCACUAUUGGAUUUGGUCCUGCGGCAACCAGGGAGCAUCGUGGCAUUAGAUCCCUUCAAAGAGGACGUCAAAGUGCAAAUGAACGAGAUUACCCUCAUCAAGUCCCUCCAACGGGUCGUUAACAUCACUGGCAUUGAGGAGGGCGGGGCACUGCAACCCCUGAAGGACCAGCCACUUGAGAGUGACAAGAAGGCUAACGGCUUCACGUCUCUGCAAUUGGAUUAUGCAGUACCAUUCCCAGUGUCUCUGGUCAUCAGCCGGAAGACAAUAUGGCGGUACCAGGCUUUAUUCCGUUAUCUCCUGUCACUGCGGCACCUAGAAUCGCAAUUAUCUACGGCUUGGCAAGUGCAGACUCGUGGCUUUAUAUGGUGCCGUAGAAGCUCAAGCAAGGAAGUCGAACUUUGGAAGAAACAUGUCUCGACACUCCGGGCUCGGAUGCUGGUCUUUGUCCAGCAACUACUAUACUUUUGCACCGCGGAAGUGAUCGAGCCAAAUUGGCAGUCUCUCAUAUCUCGGCUCAAGGCCAAAGACGACGAUGCAUCCAAAGGUUUUACCCGGACUGUUGAUGAGCUGAUGCAGGACCAUGUGGAUUUCUUGGAUACCUGCUUGAAGGAGUGCAUGUUGACGAAUAGCAAGCUCCUCAGGGUUCACUCCAAGCUCAUGAACAACUGCACCAUGUUCACCGGUAGUAUCGAUUGGAUGACGAGAAACCUGGAGAGGGCCGACCCAGACCUGCAAGGGCCGACAAAGCCAAGGAAUAUGACCGACGACCAGUGGAAGCAUGUGCUGGCGAACAGGGAAAAGUGGCAGUCGGCGCACGGCGACUCGGCUAAGAGCCCCGAGGCCCUGCUGGCCGUGAUGAUGGAGACGAUUAAGGCGUGGGAAUUCAACUUCGGCAGGCAUCUCAAGAUCCUCCUCGACGCGCUGAACCACUAUGCAGCGACGGAGACGGUGGUGCUACUCAGUCUCUGUGCGAGGCUGAGCGCUGCAAACCAAGGCACGGAACACGUCGGGUUCAGGAACGAGGAUGAGUCUACUCUUUGA